UACAGGUGGGGCGUGGCCUCAGCGGGAGUGGCCGGGGUUCAGGUGAGCAAGCUGGCUGCUCUGACCACAGAAUUGCUUCCACAGCGAGGUCCUUCUGAGCUUGGCUUUCCUUUUCCCUUGCCGUGUGUUUUCCAGGAUAACUGCAACUCCAGGCCCACGAUGGAUGCCCUGCAACUGGCAAACUCUGCUUUUGCAGUUGACCUGUUCAAAAAACUCUGUGAAAAGGAGCCAGCAGGCAAUGUCCUCUUCUCUCCCAUCUGUCUCUCCACCUCCCUGUCACUUGUUCAAGUAGGAGCCAAAGGUGACACAGCCAAUGAAAUUGGACAGGUCCUUCAUUUUGAAAACGUCAAAGAUGUGCCCUUUGGAUUUCAAACAGUAACGUCAGAUGUAAACAAACUUAGUUCCUUCUAUUCACUGAAACUAAUCAAACGGCUCUAUGUGGACAAAUCUCUGAAUCCAUCUACAGAGUUCAUCAGCUGUACGAAGAGACCCUAUGCGAAGGAGAUGGAAACUGUUGACUUCAAAGAUAAAUUGGAAGAAACGAAAGGUCAGAUCAACAACUCAAUUAAGGAUCUCACAGAUGGCCACUUUGAGGACAUUUUAUCCAACAACAACGUAAAUGAUCAGACCAAAAUCCUCGUGGUUAAUGCCGCCUACUUCAUUGGAAAGUGGAUGAAGAAAUUUCCUGAAUCAGAAACCAAAGAAUGUCCUUUCCGAGUCAACAAGACGGACACCAAGCCAGUGCAAAUGAUGAAUCUGGAAGCCAUGUUCUGCAUGGGCAACAUUGACAGUAUCAAUUGUAAGGUCAUAGAGCUCCCCUUUCAAAACAAGCACCUCAGCAUGCUCAUCCUGCUGCCCAAGGACGUGGAGGAUGAGUCCACGGGUCUGGAGAAGGUUGAAAAACAACUCAACUCAGAGACGCUCUUACAGUGGACCAAUCCCAGCACCAUGGCCAAUACCAAAGUCAAACUAUCCAUUCCAAAAUUUAAGGUGGAAAAGAUGAUUGAUCCCAAGGCUAGUCUGGAAAACCUAGGGCUGAAAAGUACCUUUGAUGAGAGUACAUCUGAUUUCUCUGGAAUGUCAGAGACCAAGGGAGUGGCGCUCUCCAAGGUUAUUCACAGAGUGUGCUUAGAGAUAAGCGAAGAUGGUGGGGAUUCCAUAGAGGUGCCGGGAUCAAGAAUCCUGCAACACAAAGAUGAAUUCAGGGCCGACCACCCAUUUAUUUACAUUGUCAGGCACAACAAAACUCGAAACAUUGUUUUCCUUGGCAAGUUCUGUUCUCCUUAAGUGUCAGAGCCCAGGUUAAGUCCCACCUGGCUUUUCUGUAAACUCUACAACCAGAGAAUCCUUUUAUAAAUACGAUAACUUGUUAAUAUUGCUGGAGGAGGAAUGCCUUGGUGCUUGUUCUAUGUAGCCCUCACACUAAGAGGCCUUUUUCUCCCAGUCUUCUUUUAUGCCCCUUUCCUCCCAACAAAGACAAUACUUUGAAGGAAAAGAAAAUAUGUAUUCAUUAUUUGUUACACUAUCUAGGGUUUUGGGCAGAUAUACAGUUGUUCACAAAGAAAAUUCCUAUAAAGAGCUUUACCUUCCUUCAUUGGGAUACAGAAUCUUCCAGAUGUUCUCACUUCCCUGAAAGGCUAAACAAACGGUGGUUUAUGGGAUCUGACAAACUUUCCUGGUUCCAGUGAAAUGUGAGCACAUGGUCAGGCUACUGUAGGUCCACAGCUCCUUAUGCUAAACCCUGAGGGACAAAUGUAUUUUUCAAGCUCUAACUUUGGGGGCUUUUAGAAAGAUAAUAUGUUGCACAAACUGUAUGUUAUGGAAGUCCAUUGAAAGAGUCUGAAACAACACCCUAUAUAGAAGUCAUUACCUUAAUAUUCCUGCCAUAAAAUGUAUAAUAUUGACACAAAAUGGAUAAAGGUCUUGCUGACAAAUGGGGUAUGACACCAGCUCGUGAACAGGCUUUUUUUUUUUUUUUUUUUUUUUUUAGAAUGUUUUGAGACUUUGGAAUGUUGGCUAAGGAAUUGCAGACCUAGCGUCGCUGACGUGCAGCCCCUCAAAGGAAGGGCAGAUCUAAUUCAUUUUCACUUUUGAUAGAAUGACCACCUGGUCAUUUGGUUGGGGACAGACUGAUGGCUGGGGCUUCUGACUCAGCAAGGUUUUGGGUGUUUGACAGCCAGGGCCUUAAAAAGCACAGGGACCCUCACGGUCGCCAAUAAAAGAGUUUUAUGAGCGUUGAAGGAGCUUGCCUCUUUGUCUAAUGUGGUAGUGGGGAAGGGCAUGAAACUUACAUCUUUAGAAAAUGUAACUAAAGCUAUUGAAGUGCUCAUGUGGCUUUGACAUACUUUUUCUAGGACUGUGGGUUUAGUUACUAUAGAUAGCUAGUCAGUCACUUGCAUUAAUAGUAAUUUUGAAAGUUGAUCUGAUAAGUUAUCUAUAUUACAAGUUCACACAUUAAUUCACUAUCAAAAGAGCGCAUUUAUGAAGAUUUUGUGACAACACAUCCCCAUCUCUUCCUUGUAAAUAGGUUCCACUGUCUUCUUGCUCCAAAGGAUCAAUAUAAAAUUUCUUUUAUGCUAUUGACAAUAAAAUAUUAUUAAACUACAUGUCUUGUUUUUUUCUCCAUAAAGUUAGAUUUACUAUUUUGAAAUAAAACCAAGCCAUCUAUUUAUAAAAGCAUUCCUUUACAUAAACAAUUUUUUGAGGGAUUGAGAUAGAAUAAGAAUAAUUACUGCCCCUUUUUCCUGUCUUCCUUUCUCUCUACCCACCAGCUCUUGCUUCUUCCUCCCAUCCUCUUUCAUCCUGGGGUCAAGGCCCAGGGGAGUCUAGAAGGACUUUCAGCUACAUACAAGUAUAUCAUGAAAUGGAGGCCUUUGGGUCCAGCCUCAAAAUAUAAUUUUAUCAAGUAAGCUGUAUAUGCUUAAAAUGUUUUCUUAUUAAGUACAUUUUCCUUAAUGCCAUGUAUAUUUGUUUUAAAUUACUUAUAGUUUCCCUGAAUCUAAUAUUCAACAUAGUCAUUUUCCAGUCCCCAAAGUGUGCCCAAAUAGAAUGUGUCCUCUCUUGCAAUAAAUGUUGAGUACCAAAAGUGACAAAUGCCCCGCAUUCUAACAAGAAAAGACCAUUUGUGCAUGAUGGCUGGGAGUGGCCCAAACCACUCUUGGCUCCUUCUCCCCUUUCUCUAAACUAUGAAAGGGGAAAUAGGGAGGACUGAAAAGCUUAGUGAGUAUUUAGAGGGGAGAUAGUGUCUCUUUAAGCCAAGUGUUCAUGGAGCAUAAAGUCUCUCCUGGAAUUUAAAAGCACUGAAUUUUUUUUUUGGUUAACUCUUGCUUGGGAUAGUCUAAUGCAUUGAUUUUCAACCAAGGCCAAUUCUGCUCCCUAGGGGACAUUUGACAAUGUCCGGGGUCAUUUUUGUAACAAUUAGGGGGAGGGUGCUACAGGCCUCUAGUGGGUAGAAUCAAGAAUUUUGCUAAACACCCUACAAUGCCUGGAACAGGAAUAAUCACACAACACCAAUAGUGGGUGACUGAGAGACCUAGGAUUCUACUGACGUAAAAGACAGAUGCUGGCUGGAGGGGACCCUAAACAGAGCAAGGAGAGCAGCCUGGAGAGGCAGGUCCCUGCUUGCUUCACUACACUGAAAUGUGUAGGCAGCCAGGCUGGGUGAUUUUGGAACUCUGCCCCGGAGGGGUGUGGGCUCUCCAAGGACCCCACAAGAACACCCCAUGAAGAAGUUAAUAUUUGAUACUGGAUUCCAGCAGGGGUAAGAAAGGUCCUUACCCCUCACCUCUCCUUCCUUUCCUGGCCCCACAAGUCAGGCCCAGUGGAAGGAGGAGAGGAAGAGCAAGGUGCAUAAAUGGUGAGGAAGCCACCUCCACUUCCAUUCCCCUGGGGGGGUUGUGAGCCCGAACCGGCUGUGGUGGAUGGAGGCGCUCUCAAUCAAAAGAAUGUUCUUCCUGACUGAGUGGUUCAGUGGUUUCGUGUUGACCUAUGAACCAGGAGGUCAUGAUUCAGUUCCAGGUCAGGGCACAUGCCCAGGUUUUGGGCUCAAUCCCCAGUAUGGGGCGUGCAGGAGGCAGCCAAUCAAUAAUUCUCCCUCAUCAUUGAUGUUUCUAUCUCUCUUUCCCCCUCCCUUCCUCUCUGAAAAAAUAAAUAAAAGAA
Myotis daubentonii (Daubenton's bat) is the source of this 4158-nucleotide messenger RNA. It is a transcript of the gene SERPINB5, whose product is annotated as serpin family B member 5. The record is from RefSeq and is a predicted model, not a curated record. Gene Ontology annotation, biological process: negative regulation of endopeptidase activity. Gene Ontology annotation, molecular function: serine-type endopeptidase inhibitor activity. NCBI's taxonomy places the organism in Eukaryota, Metazoa, Chordata, Mammalia, Chiroptera, Vespertilionidae.